GCCAUCUGGCUAAGAACGAAACGCCAUUCUAAUAUACUUCAAACAACUACUGACAUUCAUCCUUUUCGUUUCACCGCAAACAUGGCGUCUGAACGGUUUGUGGUUGCUUUGCAUUCGUUCCCUGGGAAAAGCAGUGACGAACUGCCAUUGAUUGAAGGGAAUAAGUACCUACUUAUAAAAAUGGACGAAGAAUUUGGCGAUGGAUGGUGGGAGGCAGAGGACCAGGAAGGAAAUCGAGGGAUUUUUCCUGCCUCACAUGUAGAAUUGUUAUCUAAAGAGGUUCCUAAUCAUGAAAAUGCUCGUAACGAAAAGGCAGACGUGUCUAUUUCUACUACCGAGCUUACUGAGUCUUCAAGUUCCAGCUCGAAUUUGACGGACUUGGAGGAGGAACCUGCCCCCAAGCAAGACUCUCAUGCUAGUCUUCCUCAACCAGAUACUAAUGGAGUGUCAAAACCAGAAAGCAUAUCGCCCAACCACUUUAAUGAUCAUCUGCUUCCUCCUUCUUUAAAUAAAAGAGAAUCAUCUAAUUUCGAAAAAGACUUCCUUAACAAUCACCGUAAUUCACUCCCUAGUGGACCACAAAAGUGGAAUGAUAAAUCCUCUCUUUCUAAUUCACCUGACCUAGAUAAAUCAUCUUCUAAUAACGAUCCUAUGCGCAAAACUAUUGAUGAUAUUGAGAGCGCACUACAAAACUUAUCGACUGCUGAAGCCGAUGAACACAGCACCUCCCCCCUGCCUAUUUUAAAUUAUCGAUCACCAUCUUCCCUUGGUCUUUCUGAAAAAAUUCAAAGCUUGCCACACUGGUCUACAGCGGAGGUCAUAGAUUGGUUGAAAAAUGCCGGCCUUGGAUCUGUAGCUCCUAAUUUUAUGGAGAAUGAAAUCAAUGGUGAGAUCUUACUUAAUACGGAUUCGAGUGUUUUGAAGGAGCUUAAUAUAACUUCUUAUGGAAAAAGAUUUGAAGUUUUACGUAAAAUUCAACAGCUUAAAGACAUCUAUCAACAAACGCUUUCUGAAAAUUACCCAGAGUUCCCUGACAGCUACUCUCAAUCUCCCAGCCCUGAUUUAUUGUCUCCGAAUGUAAACCACUCUAUGGUAGACUUUGGUGACCCUACGUUUGUCCCUUCAUCUUCCAAUUAUGGUUCCAAUAAUGAAUCUAAUGCUAGUUCGAAUCGUAUGAGCGUGCUACCUACUUUAUCUCAUAUGUUGGUUUCUCCUGAUCUUGAUGAAUUUGGCAACAAUAAUUCUGAGCAAUACAUUCCUCCUCUCUCAGCUGCUCGUACUCGUGGAGAAAACAAGGCUCCCACUGUAAAACGUGAUAGUGUCACUCAAUUGUCUUCUUCCGUUCCUUCAAGCGUUUCGCCUAUCACCAAACGUCCCUCGCCGUCAGAGUCUUCGCACUCAACUCACGGCUCUUCUCGUUUAGCUCAAGUGCCAACUGCUGGAUCGUCAAGUUUCGAACAUGCUAAUGGCUCAGAUGAGUCUACUUCAUUGCAACCGCCAGCUGAUCCCAAGUUGUAUACUCCUCAACCCUCAGCUACUUAUAAACAAUCCCCUAACGUUAUACAAUCAAAGGGUAAAGACAAACAUGCUGGUUUAACAAGACUGAAAACCGACACAGCAGGUGCGUCUUCCUCAUCCGCUCCAACAGGAGAACCAUUGCUGUCUUCUAAAUCUGUGGAACCUACCGUGAUAAGCCCCACGAAUUCAACCGCUUCCUCUGGUCUUUUACCACCUGCUUCAUCGCAGAAAUCACCUUCUUUAAACAAUGCUAAGAACACUUCAAGUACGAAGAAACCUCUUGUCCAGAAAGUGCUGUCCGCUACAAGUGUCAAAUCUUCGUCCGAUAAUGGACAGAAAACACCAAACCUGAAAAUCUCUACUCCCAGUUCACUAUCUUCUUCGGUUUCGGAUGCUCCUAGUUCUGCGCCCUUGGGAAAGGAACCAAUUGGAAAAAGAAAGUCAAAAAGGGAUAUUUUUGGAAGACAAAAAAUCUUACCUACUGGAAUUAGUGAAGGACUUACAGAUAUCCCUGCCAAGGAAGCGCUGAAGACUGCUGACUGCCAUGGUUGGAUGCGUAAACGAAGUGAUCGUUAUGGUGUAUGGAAGGCCAGAUAUUUCGUUUUAAAAGGCACAAGGCUAUCUUAUUACCAUUCUUUGAAUGAUACUUCUGAAAAAGGAUUGAUUGACAUAACUUCUCACCGUGUUUGCAAAGUUGAAGAUUUAGUUCUAAGUGGCGGUAAAACCGCUAUUAAAUUGGCACCACCUGCACCAGGCGCUGCAAAGGCUGCUGUAAUGUUUACUCCUCCAAAAGUACACUACUUUAUCUGUGAAAAUAAGGAUGAUAUUAAUCGUUGGUCAUCUGCUUUCUUGAAAGCUACAGUGGAGCGUGAUAUGUCUGUUCCCGUAUUAACAACAACAAGGAUGCAAACGAUUUCCUUGAAUAAAGCAAAGGAACUUCGUACCCGACCUCCUUCACUGUUGAUGGACGAACAAGCAGAGCCAGACUUGCCUUCCUCCAUUGGUCUGAAGAAAAAUGCCAAGCAGAAAGGUAAAGAACCUGUGAGACAACCUGCCAAGUAAUACAAAUAAAUAAUACGUGCGGAUUUGCUGAUUGUACGAAAUUUUACUAUUAGUCCAAUCUUGACUCGACUUUCGAAAACUGAGUGGGAAUAUUGAUGGCUCUAAUGUUUUUAUAUUAUUUAACGGAAUUGAUAAAUUUAACGUGUUUUCUUACUGCUAAAAAAAUUUGUUUCUUGGAAUAAUAGCAAUCUAAUGUUUGAGUUUUGCUUCCUGACGAUUAUUUUCUUUAACUUGCCCAUAUAUUCCAUGUGAAUCUUCACAGGUUGCAGGUCAAAUUUUAUUUAAAAUGUUUAACGAUCAUAUGUUUUUUUUCUUUCAUUAUAGAAUUAAGAGUUAAGUAUUUGUGUGAUGAUACAUUGCUCUUCACUUUUCUCUUUUACAAAAGUAAAGAGUUUACUUCGGAUUUAUGGGUUGGACCGAAGACCUGUUGUCGUUUGUUUUAUUUCUGUAUAUAUAUUUAUAUAUAUAGAUUUUAUUUAAUAGUCAAGUUGAGGUUGUCACACCCAAGUUUCCCGACUUUCUAAAUCAAUCUCACUUUGACUUUGGAUGUUAACCCAUCAAAUGCGCA
Molecule: messenger RNA, 3148 nt
Organism: Schizosaccharomyces octosporus yFS286
Lineage: Eukaryota; Fungi; Ascomycota; Schizosaccharomycetes; Schizosaccharomycetales; Schizosaccharomycetaceae
Product: boi family protein
Exons: 2
Coding region: 82-2580 (832 amino acids)
Biological process (GO): endosome organization; receptor recycling; retrograde transport, endosome to Golgi
Cellular component (GO): recycling endosome; early endosome; trans-Golgi network
Molecular function (GO): protein binding
Source: RefSeq, a predicted model, not a curated record